Messenger RNA from Electrophorus electricus (electric eel), 2105 nucleotides. RefSeq names its product eukaryotic translation initiation factor 2, subunit 1 alpha b (gene eif2s1b). The record is from RefSeq and is a predicted model, not a curated record. Gene Ontology annotation, cellular component: eukaryotic translation initiation factor 2 complex; eukaryotic 48S preinitiation complex. Gene Ontology annotation, molecular function: ribosome binding; translation initiation factor activity; RNA binding. Gene Ontology annotation, biological process: translational initiation. NCBI's taxonomy places the organism in Eukaryota, Metazoa, Chordata, Actinopteri, Gymnotiformes, Gymnotidae.
UUGCUAUUUUCCCGCUUUUUAUGCUAACUGGCUCAAUGGCUAAGUUAUGAUUACAGAGUCUUAAGAGAUACUACGAUCUCCAAAGUUCUUUUUACAUUUAAAUUAAUUUGUCAGUAACAUCGGGAUUUAGGGAUGCCGGGGCUGAGUUGUAGAUUCUACCACCACCGGUUCCCGGAGGUGGAGGAUGUCGUGAUGGUGAACGUGCGCUCCAUCGCUGAGAUGGGCGCAUAUGUCAGCUUGCUGGAGUACAACAACAUCGAGGGCAUGAUUCUUCUCAGUGAGCUGUCUCGUCGUCGUAUUCGCUCCAUCAACAAACUCAUUCGCAUUGGCCGCAACGAAUGCGUCGUGGUCAUCCGAGUCGACAAAGAGAAAGGAUAUAUUGACUUGUCGAAGAGAAGAGUAUCUCCAGAGGAGGCGAUCAAGUGCGAGGAUAAGUUUACCAAGUCUAAGACCGUCUACAGUAUCCUGAGACAUGUGGCCGAGGUGCUGGAGUAUACUAAGGACGAGCAGCUGGAGAGCCUGUACCAGCGCACCGCCUGGGUGUUCGACGAGAAAUACAAGCGGCCCGGCUACGGCGCCUACGAUGUCUUUAAGCAGGCUGUGUCCGAUCCCUCAAUUCUGGAUGGGUUGGACCUGAGUGCAGAUGAGAGGAGUGUGCUCAUUGACAACAUCAACAGGAGGCUUACGCCACAGGCUGUCAAAAUAAGAGCGGACAUUGAAGUGGCGUGUUAUGGAUAUGAGGGCAUUGAUGCUGUCAAAGAUUCCCUGAGGGCAGGACUGAACUGCUCCACAGAGUCUAUGCCAAUCAAGAUAAACCUAAUCGCUCCUCCCCGAUAUGUGAUGACCACAACCACUCUGGACCGUACUGAGGGUCUGUCCAUGCUCAACCAGGCCAUGGCUAUCAUCAAGGAGAAGAUUGAGGAGAAGCGAGGCGUCUUCAACAUCCAGAUGGAGCCCAAAGUGGUGACUGACACAGAUGAGACAGAGCUCCAGAGACAGCUGGAGAGGCUGGAGAGAGAGAACGCAGAAGUAGAUGGAGAUGACGAUGCCGAUGAGAUGGAGGCCAAGGCUGAAGACUAGAGCCCGCAGUGCGGAGGGACAAAUGAAGGGGAAUGAGAGAAACACAGCAUGGAUAAACCCUGUAUCUUCACACGCAGUGGCCAGACCCUCGUGGAGGGGAUACAGACAUGAACUGGUUUUGUAUCCAACCCAAAAGUGGUAUCCAUAAAAGAAAACCUAGAAAUUAAAACUUAUAGGCAAACUGGUGAAAUAUGGCAUUUUGAGUUUGGUGAGAAACCUAUGCACAAAGUUCUAACUAGCCUGAAAUUUGCUGAGAUACUUUUAAGGGAAAAGGUUACGCAGCCUGAGACAGCAGCUCUCAGGUCCUCUAGCCCUUGAGGACUUUGAGCAGGAGGGGUGAGCUGAUGAAGAUCAGCUUUGAGUGAGGAGAAAACCCAGGCUGCAGUGCAUGGGUUCUCCUGGUGUUAGGAGAGUUAAGUGCAUAAGGGAAAGUAGUUAUUUUGCCACAAUCAAACUGGUGGGCUGACGUAUAGUAUUCUCUUAAGCUUCUAUGACUACACAAUAAAUAACUUUCCCCUUCUAAGAACCCAUACCUGCAAAUUAAUUUUAUUAAAAAAAGAUCACCUUUAUUGAAAACACAUAUCGACCAAUAAGUACAAAAACAGAGACCACUGUUUUAAUGUUUGCACAAAUCAAGAUCAGUUUCACCAGACUUCCAGAACAUUGUUGGGUUCAAUUCAUUCAACAUACUGUUGUAGUGGAAAGAUGCCACCAUGAGACAUUUGGGGAUAAACUCUUUGGUGCAACUCAACUUGGAUACCAAAACAAAAUUAAAAUCAAAUUGAAACCCAGACUUGAUUGGCAAAUAUUACAGUGUGAGUCUACAAUAAUAUGGUAUUGAUCGAGACAUCAGAUCUACUCUAAGCAGGUAUGAUGAGGCUACACUGAAGAAGGUCCACUUAGCAGAUGAGCCCUGAGGAAUAUCGCUCACCAACUUCUUCAGUGGUGAAAGAGUAGCUAGACUUUAGAUCCAGUGCUCACUAACUUAAUACAGUCACUGCAGUCACAGGAUGAUGGAGAGAAAA